AAUUUUAACCAAUUUGAAUAAGAAACAAAGUGUCGAAUUACAUUUUUUUGUGUUGACCACAAAAGAUUCGAUGGAGACAAUUGUAUCAAAGCGAAUAAAAUUAGAUUUGGAGCCAUCCGAUAAUAACGAUGGUGAAAAUGUUCAAAUUUCAAAUAAUUGGCGAAUAAAAUCCAUUCUCUCUGAUGAACACAUUGAGCCAAUAAAACGAUGUUUUGUUUAUGCUGGAAUCGUAGACGAUAAAAAAUUUAUUGGAAAAGCAAUGAGUGAGUUAUGCCAAUCGAUGCCGUUGCAUGGAUUAAACUUUCUGAAAAGAGUGCAUCAAUCGAAAUUGCUUCUGUGUACCCUAAACCAAAUGCUGGAUUUUCUUCGAGAAAAUCAUGAAGAUGAAAUCGUUAAAAAGAUUUUUAUGACAGAAAACGACUUACGAACGGCAAGCGAUCAAAUGACCACAUCACUAUUAAAAUUAUACAUGACAAAACGUGGCAUAUCUUUAACUGUGGUAAAUUUUUUAAUUAAAAAAAUCGAAAUAACGUCGGUAGCUGCACAAGCACCUUUGCUUAGUUGGCAACAUUCGGAUGUGAAUAAUGAUUGGCCAACUAAGUUCCAUCCAAAUAAAGAUUUGGAAAAAUUGUACAAUGGAACAUGGUUUACCGAACAGGAAACGAUAUUUCAUGUUCAAAUUAUGGAAAUGUGUGGACUGUUGCGAACGAAAUUGAAGCGAGAAGUAUGUGGCAUUGCGAUAGAUCCACGGACGAAGUCAAUUGUUGCAAUUGGUUUCGAUGAAAUCGAUCGACAUCCAUUGAUGCAUUGUGCCAUGGUACUGAUCGAUGCAGUUGCUCGAACACAAAAAGGCGGUGCCUGGAACGAAUUUUUGGUUGAAAACGACGAUUUGGCCAUUUAUACAAAUUUUAAUGAUGAAUUCGAUGAAUAUACACAAUCUGGUGUAAGCAAAUUUAUUCGAAAAUUGAUUACAACCGAAAAUCCAUCAAUCACAUUUGGCGCUGAACGUGUUAAAACGGCAGUUGAAAAUCGACAAAAUUAUACGGACAUCGAUGUAAAUGGCGAUAAUUUAAGCAAAUAUGGUCCGUAUUUGUGUACUGGAUAUGAUGUGUAUUUGUGGCGUGAACCAUGUCUUAUGUGCAGCAUGGCCCUGACACACAGUCGAAUACGAACAAUUUUCUUUCAUGAAACACAGUCAACGGGUUCCUUAUGCACGCUUACAAAACUUCAAUCGGUCAAAGCGCUAAAUCAUCAUUUUCAAGUAUUUCGUAUAGCGUGACAAACACUUGACUAUUUUGAUUAAAACCCAACAUAUUAUCUGUAAAUAAAACCUUUUGUUAGACGAAAAUAAAUUAUAAUUUUUUAUGACAAUAA
This is a messenger RNA of Contarinia nasturtii (swede midge), 1374 nucleotides long. Its product is annotated as probable inactive tRNA-specific adenosine deaminase-like protein 3. Gene Ontology annotation, cellular component: nucleus; cytoplasm. The coding region runs from base 71 to 1279 and encodes 402 amino acids. Lineage: Eukaryota; Metazoa; Arthropoda; Insecta; Diptera; Cecidomyiidae. The transcript is spliced from 2 exons. Gene Ontology annotation, molecular function: tRNA-specific adenosine-34 deaminase activity. The record is from RefSeq and is a predicted model, not a curated record.